This is a messenger RNA of Scatophagus argus, 1135 nucleotides long. RefSeq names its product lipoyl(octanoyl) transferase 2 (gene lipt2). Gene Ontology annotation, biological process: protein lipoylation. The coding region runs from base 217 to 912 and encodes 231 amino acids. Gene Ontology annotation, cellular component: mitochondrion. NCBI's taxonomy places the organism in Eukaryota, Metazoa, Chordata, Actinopteri, Scatophagidae. The record is from RefSeq and is a predicted model, not a curated record. Gene Ontology annotation, molecular function: lipoyl(octanoyl) transferase activity. The transcript has 4 exons.
AGUAUGGUUUAUUAUGGUUUUCCACGUUUCAGUUUACAUUUGAAUAUCUGUAAAAGGUUUUGCUACUGGUCGGUAGGUGGCGACAGAGUGCUGCAAAAACCGGAAAUACACCGAUUUCACCGUCGAGCGAAUAACAAUAAUAACAAUGGCGGCGCGCAUAGAGCGGAGGAGUCAGAGGAGAUUUGAGAGCUGAACGGUGAAGUUAAAGAGUCUUGAAUGCAGAGCAACAGGACGGUGGUGGAGGUGGUCCGUCUGGGCCUGGUCUCCUACCAGGAGGCUCUGCAGCUGCAGCAGGUCUAUGUGAACCGGCACCGGUCCAGAACAGCUCACGCUCUGCUGCUUUGUCAGCACCCACCAGUCUACACCACCGGGAUCCGCCAUAAACCUUACCCCGCUGCCCUGCUGGACCGCCUCCGCCUGCUGGGGGCCGAUGUCCACCGCACCAACCGAGGAGGACUCAUCACCUUCCAUGGCCCGGGACAGCUGGUCUGCUACCCAGUCCUCAACCUGACCAGUUUUAAGAAGAGCGUUCGCUGGUAUGUCUGCGAACUGGAGAAGACCAUCAUCUCUGUCUGCAGCAGAUUUGGUAUUGAAGCGUCAACAUCCCCUCACACUGGAGUUUGGGUUGGAGACAACAAGAUCUGUGCCAUCGGAAUCCACUGUGGUCGAUACGUCACAUCUCACGGCUUCGCUCUGAACUGUAACACCGACAUGUCGUGGUUCAGCCACAUUGUACCGUGUGGUAUCGAAGGUAAAGGAGUGACGUCACUGAGUGCUGAGCUGCAGAGAGACGUUAGCGUGGAGGAUACCGUACCUCACCUGCUGGACGCCUUCAGAGACCAGUUCAGCUGUCAGCUGAUAGAUGGACAAACACCUGAAACUGACCAGGACAGCGGAGUGUCAUCAGUGUAAAAACUGACUUUAUACAUGACAUGUUCUGUGUGAACACUUUAUCAGUGUUAUUCAUCUCUGUCCAGAAGAGCAAGAGGUCCAAGAUGUUAAUCCAAAAAGUCUGAUUUAUAUGUUUUGUCUUCUUGACUAAAAAUGACCUUAAAUCCCUUACAAACGUAUCCAGUAUCAUUGAAAGUAGCUCUGUAUUUGUAUCCUGAAAUUACCUUAAAAGUUUCAGAUUCAG